AUGCUAGGUUCUUCACCCGACUUCAAUUCCGGCAAGGAAAUUCAUCAGGUAGCGGGAUUGCAGGAUGUAAACGGGAACCUUAAGUGUUGUAAAUCAAAAGGAACGAGUGCAAUUCCACAAAAUCGAAGCACGCAGAGCUCUAAUCAGAUGAAAGCGCAUGGACAUGAGUCUAUAAAAGCAUACAAGAACCUGUUUAGGACACCUGAAUUUCCGGUAUGGUGGUGGAGAUUACCGACCACGAUGAAACUCAGAUCCAUGGAUGAUGGAGCAGGAAUUCCAGAGAUGAAGAAGAAGUGCAUCGAGAUUGAAGGUCCCAUUGAGAGGGCACAAUGUCAUCCUCAUCAAAUGCAAAGGGGACAUGGUUAUCCUCCAAAAUUACAGUUGGGUUUUGGACAUGUUUUUGAAUUAUCUAGUUUUUGGCAGCAUGAACUAUUUCAAAGUAUUUUUAUAUUUUUGAUCAACAAUAAAUUUUUUUAUGCUCACUUAAAUCUUCCACUGCUUUUCUUAGAGCAUCUUGGUACUCUGGCUAUAUCACAGUUCGUAUGGUUUGAUCCAAUGGUCCAUGGUGCAAAGCUGAAGCUUAGCAUAGUAUAG
Molecule: messenger RNA, 594 nt
Organism: Vicia faba (fava bean)
Lineage: Eukaryota; Viridiplantae; Streptophyta; Magnoliopsida; Fabales; Fabaceae
Source: the annotation of a GenBank genome assembly